AUGCCGGGAAUGUUGGUGAACUAUGCCAAAGCCGUCGCAAUCAUCCGCUCCCUCGAGCAACGAUGCAUCCCGAACGACUACAGCCAAAUGAUGGAAUUUGGAGCCGUUCGCAUCAUGGAAGUCACGCACAGUUUCCUCGAUCAGCAGGUCACGAUCAAGCACAAGGGCGCAUCUACCACACCGCGUCCGCGAGCAACAGCAAUGUCAAUCGACUGGAUGAAGAUGCAGCUCAUCAGUGCCGGUGCGACUUUGCCAAACAUCUGGGUCGGUCAAGCACCUGGUCAGCCGCCGCGGGGCAUGCGGUUCAAUUGUGACGGUUGCUUCAUUGGUGGUGGUGGUGGUGAUGAUGGUAAUGUAAGCGCUUAA
Fonsecaea nubica is the source of this 366-nucleotide messenger RNA. RefSeq lists its product as hypothetical. NCBI's taxonomy places the organism in Eukaryota, Fungi, Ascomycota, Eurotiomycetes, Chaetothyriales, Herpotrichiellaceae. The transcript has a single exon. Bases 1 to 366 code for a protein of 121 amino acids. The record is from RefSeq and is a predicted model, not a curated record.